AUGGUCAAAGGACCACCUUUACGCCAAGAUACUACCUCCACCAGCUGCCACAGUGUUGAUGUCCAACUGUGGAGACUGGAUCGUGAUACCUGCAGUGGUGGUCUCGAACACGUGAUCAAACUUACCGUCUCCAAAUCUAGAAACGUCGGUAGAAGUACCACCCAUGUCGAAUCCAAUCAAUGGAAUCUUGUUUUUUGGGUUGUAGCAGGUCUUGGAAUAACCAACAACACCUCCAGCUGGACCCGAGAGAAUGGCACGAAGACCAGAAAAUGCAGAGGCAUCAACCAAACCUCCAUCAGAUUGCAUGAACUGGCACUUCACUCCGGUGUGCUUACCAUGAGCCGCACUGAAAAGACCAUCUUUCAAGCCAGACUCGAAACCAGCGAGGUACUUCUGGAUCUCCGGUGUCAAGUAAGCAUCUGCCACCGAGGAGUUUGUCCGUGGGAGCAACUUGAUCAUUGGGAUCAGCUUGUGAGACAGCGAGAUAUGCGUGAAUCCGAUCUCUUUGGCAAUUUGACCAAUUAA
Molecule: messenger RNA, 525 nt
Organism: Ogataea philodendri
Lineage: Eukaryota; Fungi; Ascomycota; Pichiomycetes; Pichiales; Pichiaceae
Exons: 2
Coding region: 1-525 (174 amino acids)
Source: RefSeq, a predicted model, not a curated record